UUUGCUUUGUUAUCUCAUAAACUAUACUUCUAAGUUCCAAUUCUCUCUAUCAAAGUCCAAAAAUUACUAUCAUACUUAUAAAUGGGGAGGUAUCCAUGUUUUAAAGUUGAUGAAGAUUUAAAGAAAGGGCCAUGGACACCAGAUGAAGAUAAGAAAUUGAUGGAUUAUAUUACAAACAAUGGACAUACAAAUUGGCAAUUAAUUCCAAAAAAAGCAGGUUUAAACAGAUGUGGAAAGAGUUGUAGAUUAAGGUGGACUAAUUAUCUUAGGCCUGAUAUUAAAAGAGGAGCAUUCUCCUUUGAAGAAGAAGAAAUCAUUAUCAGCCUACAUUCUAUUCUUGGAAACAAGUGGUCAAGAAUUGCAUCUCAUCUUCCGGGAAGAACUGAUAAUGAGAUCAAAAACUUCUAUAACACUCAUUUAAGGAAAAAAUUACUCAGAUUGGGAAUUGACCCCAGGACUCAUAAGCCAAUUUCUGACCUCAAUUUCCUCAUAAAUCUUUCUCAUCAAUUUCCUUCUAAACAUAAUCUUUUUAUAAAUAAUCCCUUAGCAUAUGCUCUUAAAUUACAAGCACAAGUCACAGAAAUAGCCAAACUUCAACAACUCUUACAAGACCUUUAUGCACCCAUAAAUACAAAUAUUCCAUUAUUGCCAUCUAAUUUUCAAGAAAAUAAUUUUGCUACAAGUUCAAGCCAUGUUAUAACAACAAAUGUUAGUACCAACACCCACUCCUUGGAUUCUUUGCUAGUAAAUUCAUGUGGUACAGUUCUUCCAAAUUUGAAUAAUUCUACUUCUUGCAAUAUUUCAAAUUCCUCAGAAUUAUCGUCCUAUCAUCAAGGUGAAUUGAACUCAAUGACAAAUACAGAAGCUGAUGAUAUACAUGUAAUUAAUCAGGAUUAUGAUCCUAAUAAUACAUUGUCACAGCUUAAUUAUGAUAUUCCAGCAUGGGAGAAACAUCAUGAGGAUGACGAUGCCAACAGUUCUUUCUGGAAUGACAUUUUUCAAUGAUUUUUCCUCUUAUUUGUUGCAUAUCAUUAGAUAAUUUUAGUUUUAAAUCGUUUAAAUAUCGAGAUGAAUUUACUUUAUUUUAUUUUAUUUUUUUAACUCUGUUAUCUUUAGUUCUCUAGAAUCUUGGUGGAUUUUUUCUUUUUUCUCUUUUUAUGUGUGUAUAUGGGGUGAGUUGUAUUUAUUUUGG
This is a messenger RNA of Capsicum annuum, 1192 nucleotides long. Its product is annotated as transcription factor MYB41. Bases 82 to 1005 code for a protein of 307 amino acids. Lineage: Eukaryota; Viridiplantae; Streptophyta; Magnoliopsida; Solanales; Solanaceae. The transcript has 2 exons. The record is from RefSeq and is a predicted model, not a curated record.